Podarcis raffonei (Aeolian wall lizard) is the source of this 836-nucleotide messenger RNA. RefSeq names its product Sin3A associated protein 18 (gene SAP18). Gene Ontology annotation, molecular function: transcription corepressor activity; transcription factor binding. Gene Ontology annotation, biological process: negative regulation of DNA-templated transcription. The record is from RefSeq and is a predicted model, not a curated record. Gene Ontology annotation, cellular component: nucleus. The transcript has 4 exons. NCBI's taxonomy places the organism in Eukaryota, Metazoa, Chordata, Lepidosauria, Squamata, Lacertidae. The coding region runs from base 229 to 690 and encodes 153 amino acids.
GCCGCCGCGGUUCCAAAAGCAAGCUUGACGCCCGUGGGCGCCGCCAUCUUGCUUCAGCGGAGCCUGAAGAGGCGGGUAGAGAGGACGCCCGGGCUCUUGGGGUGGGGGAGAACUUGCGGCGGGGAGGAAGGUGCGGCUUGUGGGUUGGAACCGGAGCCUUGGCUGCCGCUUCUCCCCUUUCGCUUCGCUGGGUCGCUUCCACGGAGGUCGGUCCGACCAGACAGCAAGAUGGCGGUGGAGUCUCGCGUUACCCAGGAGGAGAUUAAGAAGGAGCCCGAGAAGCCUAUCGAUCGUGAGAAGACCUGCCCCCUCCUUCUGAGGGUCUUCACCACCAAUAAUGGGCGCCAUCACCGAAUGGAUGAGUUUGCCCGUGGAAACGUACCUUCCAGUGAACUGCAGAUCUAUACCUGGAUGGAUGCAACUCUAAAAGAACUGACAAGUUUAGUGAAAGAAGUCUACCCGGAAGCAAGGAAAAAGGGCACACAUUUUAACUUUGCAAUAGUCUUCACAGAUCUUAAAAGGCCUGGUUACAGGGUGAAAGAGAUUGGCAGUACAAUGUCAGGCAGAAAGGGCACAGAUGAUUCCAUGACUCUGCAGUCUCAGAAGUUCCAGAUAGGGGAUUACCUGGACAUAGCAAUUACUCCCCCAAAUCGAGCACCACCUCAAUCAGGUCGCAUGAGACCUUAUUAAUAUUUUGCUCUCUUCUAAUGACCACACUACAUGGUCAUACAGAUUACAAACGGCUUGUUUUUUUUAAUGCAAAGUGAAAAUACUAGAAAACCUGUUAAGCUGUAGAAAUACUGAAAUUAUGUUACUGUAUAUUUUUAGAAGGGUUU